UAAAAAUGGCUACUACGGCAUCAGAAGACGUCAAGUUGUUAUUUUUUGACACAUUUCAUCACGACAGAAAUAUAAAGGAACUAAAUCUUGAUUUGAUACAGUUUGCAAGGCCAGUAAUUGUAUGUGAGUUAAGAGUUAUCCCACUGAAGACUCAAGUAGAACCAAACUUGGGAAAGGGUUGCAGAUUAGGUGGAACACUUCCUUCAGAAUUCCUGCUAGAUGUGUUUGUCAACAACUUGGACAAGCCUAAUGCAUCAACAUUUGAAAAGCUUGGCCAAUUAGACUACAAAGAAAACAAGAAUAUUCAGCUGAAACCUGAACGGCAGAUCCCAACUGAUGGUCUCAUACUGAAGGGCCUAUACCACACAGUGACCCUAGCCGUCUAUGGUUGGGUCACAGUAGUGAAGCCACCCCAGGACUCGCCCCCUCCACCACCACCCCCACUCCCAGGCCACCCAGUGCCACUGAACAAAACCAAAAUUCCAGGCUUAGACAGUUCAGAUGAUGAGAGUCAUAAGCCUGCUGUACAACCACAACACAAGUUAGACUUUUUAAACGAACAAGUUCAGAAACGCCAGCAGCAAUUGUACGGGCCUGGGUCAACCUCUUCUACGUCCACCCGUGACCCCCAAAAACCCACAUCUCUUGAAUCCGCUUUUGUGGAGGUUCUACGAAAACCCUCACCCCGCAGGGGUUCAAGCAGGGAUCGGGGGUCAAGCCGGGAUCGGGGGUCAAGUAGAGACAGGUGUUCCAGCAGAGGGGGCAGUCGGGAAAGAGAUAUUAGCCGUGAGCGUGCUUGUAGUCAUGACUCACCCAGAGAUAGAGACUCUCUAAGAGACUACAGUUUCCCACCUGAACCAGUAGAGCCAUAUAAUAUUCGGGACAAAGUCGACCGGGACCGUUCUAGGUCUCGGGAACGAGAUAGAGACUUCGGGAGAAGAGGCAGCAGGGAUGACGAGCGGCCUCGCUCAAGGGAGGAUAGAGACAGAGACAGUGUUGGGAGGAGGGAGAGGAUGGGGCGGCAUGGGUCAAGGGAAAGUGAUAGUAAGGACAGUCGAGGGCUCUCUAAUUCUAGAGAGGGUUCCAGAGAACCCAGGGACACAAAAGACGUUCUGGAGAAUUUGGAUAGGAUGAGAGAUGAGCAUUACAGGGAAAAAGAGAGAAUUCGGGAGCAUGAGGAGAAAGAGAGGGAGCAAAGAAACAUUGAGGCAAAGGAGAGGGAGAAGAAAGAGGCAGAGAAGAGAGAAAGGGAGGUGAAGGAAAGAGAGAAGGAGGUUAAGAAGGAGCACGACAGAGAGAAGGAACAGAAAGAGAGGGAGCUCAAAGAGAAGGAGCAGAAAGAGAAGGAAAGAGAAAAAGAGCGUGAGAAAGAGCUAGAGAGAGAAAGAGACUUAAAAGUUAAAGAGUUGGAGAAAGAGAAAGACUUGGAGAAAGAAAGGGACAGGGAAAGAGAGGUUCGGCAGAAAGAGAAAUACGAUAACGACCGUCCACCCAGAACUCGAACUCCUCCUAAGCAUAUUAGGUCACGGUCAAGGUCAGGUUCCAGAACUAGGAAACGUUCCAGGUCACGCUCAAAGACCAGAACAACAAGAUCAAGGCAAAGGUCAAGGUCAAAUUCUAGAGAUGUUGAAAGGCCCCCUGAACCUCCAUUUAGUGGUGAAGAUGAAGUUGAAGAUGAAGAGAUGGUGGAUGAAGAAGAAACAGAAGAGCAGCUAUAUGACUCAGUGGCAGAAAGAACCACCACAAGGAGACAAAGAAGAGUGGACUAUGAUGGUGAUGCUCAGGAACCAGAAGAGGGUUAUGAGGAUAUAUCAUCAGAGGAAGAGAUUGCUAUGGAAGAUCCAAAUAUGAUGGUUUUAGACAUGUAUGAGUUAGAUGAGGAUUCUUGGGGAUUGUCCCAUUCAUUCAAUCCUUUAGAGUUCUACCCGACUUCCCUCACUACACUGAAGAGCCCAGCCCUGUCUAGCUAUGAAAUAGAACUGUCAAAAUAUGCUGGGAUGGAUGAAUCAAGCACAGAGAGGCCCAAGGAAGCCCAGGUUUUGAUGGACAUCAUGUACCGGUUUGGGGAAGAAGAACAUCAGGAUCGAUGGGUAACAGCCAUGGAGGAGAUACCAUCCCUGCUUGAUAAAGGACUUUCUUACCUCUUGGGACAAGAGAAACGCCAGAGUGUCCUGGAUACUCUAGUUCAGUGGGUGAUGAAAGGCUGUGAUCCAGAUGUCGCCAUGGCCCAGCCAGACCCAGCCUUCAAAGUGCGGCACCUUAAAGCAGGCAUCAAACUCGCUGGGUGCCUGUGUAUCCUGAGUGAGCCUAUAGCUCUGGUUCUAUUGAAAAAAGACAUCCAGUCCAAAUUGCUGGCACUGUUUGAAAGCCAGUUCAUUGUGUUCAGUCUGAAACAUCUAGCUCUCCGCUCCCUAGCUAAGACUACCCAUUUCCCUGCUGGGACCCAGUGGUUUCUGGGCAUACAUCCCGACAUGAAGAAGGCAGAAGAUGGUUAUCAAAAGCUUGUUCGAAGUCUUUUAUCGCCUCAGAUAGUCAAACUGACCAUGUCAGUGACUGCCCUAAUUAGGAAAGUCCACUUUUAUGAGACCUUGAUCAACAUCUACACAGUCAUUGAUCAGGUAGUAACAAGUGGACCUCUGGUGGAGGAGACAUCCACCGAGGAUGAUGAUCCACCACAGCUGAGGGAGGAAGAUGAAAGCAGACUCCUGGCUGACUUGGCUGAGGCCACAAAAAUACUUGCAGACCCUCAUCUGCUCACUGGCCAGCAGCACAAUGCUGUACCAUACACUCUAUUGGUGGACAACAAGACCAAGUCAUCAGAUUCUCUACAGACUAUCUACAACAUCGCCAACUCAUGUGGUCUACUAGAAAGUAUCUUUGCCCUGCUGACCUGCCCAGCUACUGCCAGCUCACCCAGUGUUUUCCUGGCAGUCCAAACAUUGCUCCAGGGCUUCAUGUCCUCACAGGAUGGCCUCUUGUAUCUGUGUUCACAUCCUGAUGUCACUAAUGGCAUUAUAAGAUGUUUGCUUCAGAUGGUGGAAGAGCCAGAAGAUUCAGGGGAGGAUAUCCCUUCACGUCAGCUUGGUCUAGAGCUUGUUUACCACCUUCAAGUCAUACAGUUUGUUGACAAUCUCUUCAACAGCCAGAGUAAAUCUCCAGGUUCCAGAACAAUUGAUGACCCAGAGGUGAUCACAGUGCUUCAUGGCCUCUACACUAUGGCCUUCAGUGCAGCGGCCAGAGACCCACUGAUGGGUAGGAACAUCAUGUCUAAAGUUCUUGGAUUUGACAGAAACAUUGAAGUCCUUUUACCCUAUCUGGAGAGGACAGGAGAUGAAGAAUAUGACAGCAAGCUGAGGAAGUCUGUCUGUGCCAACUACUCUAUCCAGCUCCUGCUGCUUGUGAUCAAGACAUCCACUGAUGUCAAGAUGCUGGAACGCUAUGGGCAGAAACUUUAUUCUGUCUGUGAGGAUAGCACCAGCACAAAAUUAACUCAGCUCCAGGAGUGGCUGGCGCCAGUUAAAAAAGUGACCAGCUUUGACCUGGAUGGCCUGCCCGCCAUGAUCUCACAGCUCAAGCAGUUCAGCGAUGAUGUGAAGAAAGUGCCCCCUGGUUUGAUCACUAUUGUGCGCAUGAUUUACUCCUUGAUAGGGGAGGCUGCUGCUGAUGCUUCAGUGGACAAUCUUGAGACCCUUAAUGAAGCCAAAUACAGAUAUGCAAUUGUGGAGCUCUAUAGUGCUGAAUGUUUCCCGAUAUUCAUAAAUAUUUUACAGAAACUGAGUGAUUCCCAGCUGAAGGUGUGGCAGCAGGGCAUCCCCUACACAACUGACCAGUGGCUGACCUACUUUUCCCUCAUCAAGCCCAUCCUCAGCCUGGUGCAUGCAACACUGUGUCAGCUGAUCCAGGCUUUUAGGUCAGAGGGAAAAGAAAUGGACAGAAGAGAAUUGAAUGGGGCUGUUAAAGAUAUGGACAAAAGAGAAUCUAAUGGGACUGAUGACAAUGAUCCUCUUGUUAUGAAUCCUUUCAAAGACCUGACAUCCAUCCCUGUGUUGUUGGAGCUUCACACAGUCAUGUGUUCUGUUCCUACAUCAUCUCUCUACAACAAUGACCUAUCCAAGAUUCAGAAAGAUAUUGUUGACACUCUUCUUGCCUUCACACAAGAAGAGCUCCAACAGACCCAGACAGAUGAUGCUCUAAGUAAAAGUUUGUGGACUUUGAUGCUAAAAGAGCUCCUGAAGUACACAAUCAAGACACCUUAUACCUACAUGAGUGGUCUUCUCAUUCUUUCAGAGUUGCUUCCCUUACCGUUUCCACUGCACACUAAAGUAGCUCUCUCUGAAGAGGAAACAGAUGCAGCAGUGAUGGCCAGGAAGCUGUGGAGUGUCCACCUUCAGUCAGCAACACCUGAGCUGUUUGCUGUGCUGGACACACUGUCAGGUACAGGCUGCCAGCCACUCCAGCACCUGAUGAGGCGAGUCUGUUGGCAGGUGGCCGACCUUGCUGCUCCAUCUUCUCUAAGAGUCACAAAAAUUUUGUUGGACAUCCUGAUGAUAAACCUGAAGCCAAAGAAACCCACCCAGACAGCAGAAGGAGGGGAGAAGAAGGAAGGUGAGGAGGACAUGGCCGUGAGGACAGUGUCCAUCCACACUGCUAAAACCCUCAACCUACUGGCCUACCUGCUCUCACACCCAGGCAUCAAGGCGGCCUUGUUACAGCUCAUUGGGACCAGCAUCAACAACGAUGCCAAGUACAGCGAGUUCCUUCCCAUCAUGCUCCAGCUGCUCAACCAGACAGCUGAAACUCCAGCAGAGAUACAAGCACAGGAGGGAAUUGUGUCUAUGAUUCAAACACUUUGUGACCUUGAAAUCUCCAUGGUCAACACUGACCUGCCUGUCACAUUGGCUGAACAUCUGGCCAACUCCCUGCCUGAGAGUGUGUUGAUAGCUGAGAUAGUGGCUGCAUUGCUGGAACACAUAGGCAACCCUUUACAGUCCUAUGCAUCCAUCCUACCCUGUCUAAGGACUCUAACCAUGCUAACAGAUCAUGACUAUGGGUUUUUCCACCUUAAAAUGAAUCUGGAGCGCAAUAUUACUGUGAUUCACACACUCCUGAACCGUAUAAACAACACGUUCAGCAAGGACAGCUCCGACUGUCUCUCCACCCUGUCAUCUGUCCUUGAACUUCUGCGCCUGAUGAUGACCAUUGACAACUCUGAAGAAAUGGCGGUGACCCGUACAAAAGUCAUCAGCAGGGAGGAGCUGCGUCAGUUCCUGUUGUGGAGCCCUGAUGUCCGACACCCACUGGAUGAGCUUGAGGAACUGUCCAGAGAAGAAGAGACAUUAGAGUCCAUCCUGGAGAGCAUCACAGCACUGACCAGUAUUCUCAAAAGUUCACCUGAUGUUCCAACCGAUGGGGACACCAACCUGGAGGAGAUCCUCCUGCCCAUCCCUGCGGUACUGACAGACCUCUUCAACCAGAGAGCUGUCUACACCAUCAUGGACUCUGAAGAUGAGAGGCUGAGUCCCAGCUACUGGCUGGCCAAUCCUGCUGUUGAUGAACCUGAUGCAGAGCCUGAGGUCCUGCGCUGUGACCUCCAAGCCAUCUGUGAACACCAUUUGCCAGAUUUUAACCUUGAGGAGGAGUUGAAAAAAGAGGCCACGUCAGCUGAAGAGGAUAUUGUGCGGCCAAAGAGACCCAAAGAUAGAAGGAAGUCUCAUGAAGUCAUCAACAUUAAUAGAGGCAAGCCAGGCCGAAAGCCUUUUGUUGCACCAAUGAGGGGGCGUGGCAUCAUGCCCCACAACAUGGGUUCAGGCAACAGGAGCAACGACCUCUUCAGGACCAGGGCCCCCAACACCUCCAGACCACCUUCCAUGCACGUGGACGACUUCGUCAAGAUGGAGAACAGCCAGCAGCAGCAGGAACAGCAACAGCAGCUCCAGCAACAGGUGCUGCGUCCACCGCUGACCCCACCCAUGAUCCCUGGGAACAGGGACAGCAGAGAAAAGGAGAUGCCUAGGGGAAGAGGAGGAUUUGAUCGAGGCCGUGGUUUUGGUAUGCCAAACAGGGGUCGUUUCUACACACCCCCUGCACCAUACAACAGACGAGAGCCAAUGCUACAUGACCCCCACCCUUUGCCUCCUCCGGGGCCACACCCAUCUCACAGAGGAGCAAGAGGUGGUGGCAAUAAUGGUGGAAAUGGUGGCGGAAACAAUCUCAUUUCAUUGGACAGAUCUAGAGCAAAUUUUAUGGCACCAAGACCAUUUUCUCGAGGGCCGGAACGUCAAGGUCCCCCACCUAUGGACAGGCACAAUGGAAGAAAUGGCAGAUUCUCACCUGGUGGGAGAGGAGGCAGGGGUGGUCAGUGGGGCAGAGGGAGGGAGAUGGGAGAACCUGGCCGUUUUGCUGGGGGUGGAUUCCGCGGGAGACGUGAUGGUGGCAGACAUGCUCGGUCUUUUACAAAGUAAUGUUGUUGGUGUUUGCUCAGGUGUCUUACACAGGAUGUAUGUUGGAGACAUACGCAUGAUAUAUGCACUGGUAUGCAAGAAGGUCUGCUUAUACAACUGAGGCUAUUUUAAUUAUUGAUCAAAUUUUAAAGCAGGAAACUAUGUUUUUAUCAAAUUUUAACAGUAUUUUUUAAAUAUGUAAGCUGCUUUUUAGCUCCCAAAAAAAGAUUAGUUCUAGCAUGAAUUUACAAUUUUUUGUUUGUUUUGCGUUGAUUAUUCAUGUACAUGACCUGCUAAGAAAUAUUUAUCAGUACAAAAAGCCAAACUGUCAUACACCACUUGUAAAACAUAGUUCUGUGUUCUUAACAUUUCACUUAUAAUUUAAAGCAACUGAAAUAAAUUGUUUGAGCUGUAUUUGUAAUUAGUGGGAGAAUGUUAAAUACUUUGUUUUUAAAGACUUGUUUACAAUACAUUUCACAGCUACAAUUUAGACUGAAGAUAUUUGUAUAAAUUUGAAAUAGAGUGAGAUAAACCUGUAUUACUAGUGUAAAAAAGAACUUUGUAUGAAUUUUUUGAAUGAUGUGAAACUACACAGGUAAAUCGAUAUUAUUUUGCUGGUUCAGUUAGCAAGUAUGGUUGUAAAAAUAAGUGUGAGUUAGUGUGAAAGUUUUUCCUGUUUGAACAUAUAAUUGUAACCACCCAGUUUUCUUGUUUAUAUGAAAUGUACAGAGUUAAUUUUUCAUAACUAGCAAGUUUUAAUGUAGAACAAUAUUUUUUUCCCACAAUGGGAAUCUAAUGAAUUAUUGACUUUUUAAAAUUGUUGACAUAGGAUUUACCAUUAGUGUUAGCACCGAUGAUGGUUUUAUCACUGAUGCUAAAAAUUUAUUUUUAAAUGGGACUAAUCUUAGUUGGCAAGAAUUAUGAGUAGUGUGCUUUUCUUUUAUUUCAAGUUGCUGGCCUGCUUUGAUUAUAUCUCAAAUUAUUUUAAAUGAAUACGACUUGACUGUUAUGAAUAUACAUUUUGCUACUUUUGUUUGAUUAUUGUAUAUUAUUUUAUGUUUUAUAAUAACUGUUAAAUUUUGUUUCUUAAAAAAAAAAUUGAUGAUGUUUUUAUAAAAUAAAAACAC
Physella acuta is the source of this 7567-nucleotide messenger RNA. RefSeq names its product protein virilizer homolog. NCBI's taxonomy places the organism in Eukaryota, Metazoa, Mollusca, Gastropoda, Physidae. Gene Ontology annotation, cellular component: RNA N6-methyladenosine methyltransferase complex. Gene Ontology annotation, molecular function: RNA binding. The record is from RefSeq and is a predicted model, not a curated record. Gene Ontology annotation, biological process: mRNA modification.